AUGCAGCUGCAUGAAGAGAUUCUUCUAAAGGAAGGUUAUGCCCGCCAACUGAGUGAGGCUCAAGUGUCAUUGUCUGAGGAAAAGAUGAAAUUUGAUGCACAACUAAAAGUGAAAGAAGCUAGUCUCGAGCAAUCCAGUGAGCGUAUUUUAGAGGUGGAGACUCUUUUGCAGAAAAAACAAGAUUACAAACCAUCUGAAGAACCGGCUAAACAAAGUUUAGAGGCACAAACUGAGGAAUGGGCAACUAAAAGCUCAGAGAAACUGUCUGAGACACAUUUGGAGAAACCCAAACUGGUACAGGUUGAAGCACAGGUUGAGGAUAUUGUUCCUACAGAGGAACUGAUAGUUACACAUACUGUACCAAGUAGUGAAGCCACUGGUGCAAGUGAGGAGAGACCAGUGAUUGCAAAGAAGAUAAGGAAGGAGGUAGAAGCAUUCGCUAAGCAGGAAGGAUUUACAAAAGAGCAGAUAGAAGCAACUAGGGCAAAGCAUGCAAUAGAGAAAGGUGAAGCAUCUAGUGUACCUAUCGGUACCCCUACCAGUACCCUUACCCAUAAGACUAGAGCUGCAAAAGCCAAAGCAACAGAAAAGAAGAUGGAAGAAGAGAUCACAAAGAAAACGGUUGAAUCACAAAGAGAAGAAAGUGAAGAGGAAAUUAAACAAAUAAGGGUUAAUGCAAAAGCAUCAUUUAGAUCCAAAAAGAGAUUAACAAGAAUGUUAAUAGGAGAGACCGAAUCAGUCCAGAAGGAAACUAAGAUGUUAAUCAAGAAGGCUUUAGGUCUCAUCCUAGAUGAAGAAGAGGAAAAACAAAUUGAGGAAGAUAGUUCUAAAAAGCUAAAGGUAGAAGAACUUCCUAAAGGUGUUAAGAUCAUAUAUUUUGAACUGGAUGACAAGUAUAUGUAUGAUGAUCCUAUUGAUACUGAACUAAUAUUCAUUCCUAAUUAUAACACCAGAGACAAUGUUGAUACUACUAUUGGUAAUAUAGAUGUAUUUGAUGUUGAUGUUCAUAUGUUUGAACAACAUGAGAAGUAA
This is a messenger RNA of Cryptomeria japonica (Japanese cedar), 1032 nucleotides long. RefSeq lists its product as uncharacterized. NCBI's taxonomy places the organism in Eukaryota, Viridiplantae, Streptophyta, Pinopsida, Cupressales, Cupressaceae. The transcript has 5 exons. The coding region runs from base 1 to 1032 and encodes 343 amino acids. The record is from RefSeq and is a predicted model, not a curated record.